CAAAAUGACAGCGAAGAAGUCUGGUUCACGACUGGAAACGGAUAUAGAGCGGUGCCGUUCGGAGGGACAGUGGGACAAGAUACCGGAGCUGGUUCGACAGCUCUCGACCAAACUCAUUGCUAAUGAUGAUCUAGGGGAGCUGUUGCUGGGAGAAUGCAAGCUUCAGACAUACUUGAAGGAGAAUCCCGUCAAACAAGGAGCCAGUCCCAGAGGCCCACAACCUAAACUGGUGGAGGUCAGGAAACACCUCACUGCUGCUCUGGAUAGAGGAAACCUCAAGGCCGAUUACAUUCAAGAAGCCAGCCUACUGAUGGCCAAACUGUGCUAUGUGGAAGGAGAAUACAGAGAUGCUUUAGGUCACUACAGCAAGGUGAAUCUGGAUGACAUGCAAAUGGUGGGAGCGCCUGUGUAUAGACUGUCUAUGAUGGCAGAGGCCUAUGCUACUAAAGGACUGUGUCUAGAGAAGGUCCCAGCUGUCUCUCCAUCUCUGUCCAAUAAAAACACUGGGUCUCCAUUGUCCAAUAGGAGCACAACAGAGCAGGAGCAGGAAAUCAUCACCUGCUAUGAGAAAUCUGGAGACAUUGCUCUGCUCUACCUGCAGGAGGCUGAGAAGGCAUUGUCAGCAGGGAUUCAGAACCGCAGCCCAAAGCCAGGCCCGACAGCCCAGGACCUGGAGCUAGGAUACUUCCUGGAGACAGGCCUGCAGAGAGCCCAUGUCAUCCACUUCAAGAAUGGCAACCUGACACAAGGCGUAGGUCGAUUUCGGGAGAUUCUUCGGGCUGUUGAGACCAGAACCACCCAGAACCUGCGCAUGACCAUAGCCAGACAGCUUGCAGAGAUCUUGCUCAGAGGAAUGUGUGAACAGAGUUACUGGUCUCCUCUGGAAGACCCACCUACAGUGUCACCAUUGGACGAUCCCACACGGCAGGGACACACUCACAGCAAGAACUACACCCUCAGCCGGCGCCCACGAGUAUACUCAGGAGAGAAUUUGUUUUGCCCUCAGGAGAACACAGAAGAAGCUUUGCUGCUGCUACUCAUCAGUGAGUCCAUGGCUAACCGUGAUGCUGUCCUGAGCAGAAUUCCUGAACACAAUAAUGAUCGUAUCAUCAGCCUACAGUCGGCCUCUGUAGUGUAUGACCUGCUGACUAUAGCUCUGGGCAGGAGGGGGCAGUACGAGAUGCUGUCAGAAUGUCUGGAGAGAGCCAUGAAGUUUGCCUUUGAGGAGUUCCAUUUGUGGUACCAGCUUGCCUUGUCGCUAAUGGCAGCUGGCAAAUCAGCUCGUGCUGUUAAGGUCCUUAAGGAGUGUAUUCGUCUGAAGCCUAAUGACCCCACCAUCCCACUGCUGGCUGUCAAACUGUGUAUUGGACCGCUGCACUGGUUGGAUGAGGGCGAGUGCUUUGCAAAGACUGUGAUUGACAUGGGGGAGAAAGCAGCUGAGUUCAGAGCCAAAGGCUACUUGGCCAUAGGCCUGGUUUACAGCCUCAAAGCCACUGAUGCAUCCUUGCGAAGCACACAGGAGGACUACCAAAGGAAGGCUUUGGGAGCUUUCCAGAGAGCUCAGAGUCUCUCUCCUACUGACCAUCUAGCAGCCUUCUACUUGGCACUGCAGCUUGCUGUGUCCAGACAGAUCCCGGAGGCGCUAGGCUAUGUUCGUCAGGCGCUGCAGCUUCAAGGGGAUGAUGUUCACUCCCUUCAUCUGCUGGCCUUACUGCUCUCUGCUCAGAAACACUACCAUGAUGCUCUCAAUAUUAUAGAGAUGGCUCUGUCCGAGUACCCCGAGAAUUUUAAUCUGCUGUACACCAAAGUAAAGUUGGAGUCAAUGUGUAGAGGACCAGAGGAAGCUCUGCUCACCUGUAAACACAUGCUACAGAUAUGGAAGAGCUUCUACAACCUUACCAACCCCAGUGAUUCGGGGCGUGGCAGCAGUCUGUUAGAUAGAGCCAUUGCUGACAGACGACAGCUCAACGCCAUGACUCUGCCUGACUUCAGUGACCCUGAGACUGGUUCAGUGCACGCUACGUCUAUAGCAGCCAGUCGUGUAGAACAGGCGCUGUCCGAGGUAGCCUCCUCCCUGCAGAGCAGUGCCCCCAAACAUGGGCCCCUGCACCCUUGGUUGACCCUGGCUCAGAUCUGGCUGCAUGCAGCUGAGGUGUACAUCGGAAUGUCAAAACCCGCAGAGGCAUCAGCCUGCACACAGGAAGCCACCAACCUCUUUCCCACAUCCCAUAACGUGCUGUACAUGAGGGGGCAGAUAGCCGAGCUGAGGGGCAACGUAGAUGAGGCCAAACGCUGGUAUGAGGAGGCCCUGUCCAUCAACCCAACGCACGUCAAGACCAUGCAGAGACUGGGUCUGAUUCUGCACCAGCUGCAGCGCUACAGUUUGUCUGAAAAGGUUCUGAGGGAUGCCGUGCAGGUCAACAGUACGGCUCAUGAUGUGUGGAACAGUUUGGGCGAGGUGUUGCAGGCUCAGGGAAACGCCGCAGCUGCCACAGAGUGUUUCCUCACUGCCUUGGAGCUGGAAGCCAGCAGCCCCAUCCUGCCUUUCACCAUCAUACCCAGAGCAUUAUGAGACGCUCACUUACAGCCUCAGUACUGUAGCACAGUGGCACAAAUGACAGACCUGCAAGCUGCACAUGCCCCAUACCUCGACUGCAUGCCACUAACACUCCUCCACAAGGUUUUACUGCCAUACCCUCAGACAUACACUUGCACUGUAUAGAACUAGUCCAGGUAAAUACAUAAACAAUCCCCCCUGCACACCCAUCCUUCCCACAAAGUCUGGGGGAAGGAUGGGUUCCAUCUUGGAUCUGUUUCCAAGUUCGUAAAAUACCUGGCCAAAAACAUGUCUCAAGUCUUUGGUUCACGUUCUGUGUUUAGUCUUUUGGCAUCUCUGCACUGCAAAAAUCAGUAAAGAAAAAAAAUGAAGUAUGCAGAUAUGUGAAAACACUGUUGUGAAUCAGCACGGUGGCCCAGUCAGUGCUCUGCAGAAAGUGCAUGAGGGCACGAGUCUGUGUGCUAAUUGCUUGUGUGCAUCAAUCUGCAGUUGUGUGCCUGUUUUUGUCUGUGCAUGUAUGCCAACUUGUUGCCUGUGCAUUUUUAUGUCUGGUUGUAGUAUGCUGUGUGUGUUUGUUGUUCUCUGUAAAUAAGAUUCGGUCUGAGUUACUGCUAUAGCAUUGCUAGCAUUCAGAAGCCUAUGAGUUAACAUUUUGUUUACCUGGUAUUAAGUCCCAAAGUUCACAAAAAGUUUUUUUUCCCUUUCACACACUGAAGGUAAAGCUAGCAAAUCUGACAAAAAAAGGAUUAUUGGCAGGUAACCAGUUAUGUUAAUGUUUCCUUUCUGAGCUACAUAUUAGUGAUGACCACAUUCCCUGAAACACAUACAGUACAUAUGGAGAGGAUUACAGUUACUGUAUGAGUACUGUAUGGCUGACUCAGACUAGCCACAUCUUUGAGAAUCUACCGAAGCAUCGACAGACAUGAUCAACAAAUCACUGAAGAAUCAAUUAGUAAGGGCUGCGUUUACACACACAGGAGAUCAGAUGUAUACUGGUUAAUGCUCAAGACUGUCAUUCUCCUGAGUUCCUCACUGACACAUUUUUUAUUUCAUGCACAGCCUUUUUAUGCUUUUUAGUUUAACCAUAUUUCCAUGAUGUUCUAUAAUUUUACAUAUUUCCUAGUGUGUACAGAAUGAUUCAGUUUCCCAUUGAAAUGAAUAUACAUGCACUUUUUAACUGAGAGUAAGCCGAGAAGAUCAGUACCACUUACAUGACUGUACAAUAACUAUGAAGCAGCUCUUAGCUUAGCUUAGCAUAAAGAAUGUAAAUGGAGGGAAACCAGUUAGCCUGGCUCUUUCAGGAACACUGCCUACCAGCAUCUCUAAAGCUCACUAGGUUACCUUUACACUAUUUAGUCUGUACAGAGGCCCAUAGUGAUUAAAGAAGAAAUCUGUAACAUGCUAAUUAAUGAACUCUGGUUGGUGGAUUUGGUUAUCUUCAGAAAGCCAGAUUAGCUGUCUUUAAACUAAGCUAAACUAAACAGCAGCUAGUGGUAGUGUAGUCAUAGUCAUUAUCGAAUCUUCUCAUCUAACUUUAAGCAAGAAGGCAAACAACAUUUCUCAAAAUGUUGAAUAUAACUAUAAAAUAUCUCCAGAAUAAUAAAUGUUCUCUUUUUAAUGCUUUCAGCUAUUUGGAAAAGCUUGUUAAUAUGAGCAGGCAUAUACAAUAGUUGAACAAAAAGAGUGACACCUACAAAAACUCACCAACACAGUAAUGUUGCAAAUAACCAGUCAAGUUUCAUGGAAGCCUGAGCUCCUGUGUAACAUUUAGAUUGUGUUAGGACUCUUGUUACUCUGUUGUGUGUAAAUGCAACCAUGGUGAUUGUGUUGUCUUUGUGUCCUGUCACAGGCAUGUUAAAUACAACCAGAUUAAUAGGUGGUUUUUUUAUUCUAAAUGCAAAUAAAUAUAGCUGUAUAUUUGAUUGUUCCAAAUGUAUUAUUAUUUUAGAAAGUAAAUUAUUCUAUUUUCUGGACAGUAAUGUUACUGAGAAGCUGUUGGAAAUGAGAGGAUGAGUUGGUUCAGUCUGCCCUUUGUGAUGUCAUUGAAGAAUUGAAAUUGAUAAUGACCAAGAUAAU
Molecule: messenger RNA, 4633 nt
Organism: Monopterus albus (swamp eel)
Lineage: Eukaryota; Metazoa; Chordata; Actinopteri; Synbranchiformes; Synbranchidae
Gene: ttc7b
Product: tetratricopeptide repeat domain 7B
Exons: 21
Coding region: 5-2572 (855 amino acids)
Biological process (GO): protein localization to plasma membrane; phosphatidylinositol phosphate biosynthetic process
Cellular component (GO): plasma membrane
Molecular function (GO): protein binding
Source: RefSeq, a predicted model, not a curated record